UUGGCAGUAGAAAGGGGUUCGGGCACGGGGGGUGGGGGGACCCGGAGCGAUGGCCCGCGCCGGUCGCCGGGGCGGAUAAAAAGCCGUCGCGCCGCGGGUGUGGGAGGGAGGGAGGGGAAGGGGCCCGAGCGCCACAAGAGUAUGACGGGGCUGUACGAACUGGUGUGGCGGGUGCUGCACGCGCUGCUCUGCCUGCACCGCACGCUCACCUCCUGGCUCCGCGUUCGGUUCGGCACCUGGAACUGGAUCUGGCGGCGCUGCUGUCGCGCCGCCUCCGCCGCGGUCCUAGCGCCGCUCGGCUUCACGCUCCGCAAGCCUCCGGCCGUCGGCAGGAACCGCCGGCACUACCGGCACCCGCGCGGGGGGCCGGGUCUGGCCUCCGCCCACCCCCGGCUGCGCUGGCGCGCGGACGGCCGUUCCCUGGACAAGCUGCCUGUGCACAUGGGCUUAGUGAUCACCGAGGAGGAGCAGGAGCCCAGCUUCUCGGACAUCGCGAGCCUCGUAGUGUGGUGUAUGGCCGUGGGCAUCUCCUACAUUAGCGUCUACGACCACCAAGGUAUUUUCAAAAGAAACAAUUCCAGACUGAUGGAUGAAAUUUUAAAACAGCAACAGGAACUUCUGGGCCUGGAUUGUUCCAAAUACUCAACAGAGUUUGCAAAUAGUAAUGACAAAGAUGAUCAAGUUUUAAAUUGCCAUUCAGCAGUGAAGGUGCUGUCCCCAGAAGAUGGAAAAGCAGAUAUUGUGAGAGCUGCUCAGGACUUUUGCCAGUUAGUAGCCCAGCAGCAAAAGAAAUCCACAGAUUUGGAUGUAGAUAUGUUAGACAGUUUACUUAGUUCAAAUGGUUUCCCUGAUCCUGAUUUAGUACUGAAGUUUGGUCCUGUGGACAGCACAUUAGGCUUUCUUCCCUGGCACAUCAGAUUGACUGAGAUUGUCUCUUUGCCUUCCCACCUAAACAUCAGUUAUGAGGACUUUUUCUCUGCCCUUCGUCAAUAUGCAGCCUGCGAACAACGUCUGGGAAAGUAAUCAUCCCUGGUUGUGUAAUUUGAUUUCAGGCUUUUGGAGGAAAGGACCCAAGUGACUCUGAUGUUUACAAAGCACCUAUGAGACCUGUAUACACCUAGUUCAUACCCUCAUAAUUUAUCAACACAUACAAAAAGUGUCUUACUUGAGAGCGAGUGAGUGUGUGUGUGUGUGUGUAUGCACGUGUGUAUGUAUGGAAUAAACUUAUAAAUGGGAGAAGUAUUGGAGAAGGAAAUAUGUAGACCUGCAACUUUGUGCAAAUAACAACGAUGUUUUAGGAGCUGAAAUUCCAGAUAUAAAGACUUCAGCCUCUAUUACUUCCCUGUUUUUGUGGGGAGAAGAGGAGGUGACUAGAAUAGUCUUGGUUGUUGUUUGGGGAGAAGGGAGUAAUUUUUGUUCAGUCUUUCCUAGUGACCAAACUUUCAUUUUUAAGACUAAUAUAUUGCUUAUUAAGUGGAAGUAUUCUGAAUUUGAGGGUACUUCAGAGGAGUGGAGUCCUGUGUUGCUCACAUGAUAAAAACUCUCGCCGUCAAAGCAGAGGGAAUACCUACCUUCAUAUAUCCGUCCAUUUUCAUUUCUUACUUCAUUAUAUUCAGACAGGGUGACCUGAAAGUGUCCUCUGGUAUCUCUUACCUGGUGUCUGAGUUGUGAAGAUCAUUUGAAAAAGAAUUCUUACUACACUGAAAUUUAAGUAUUGAAUUAAGCAGUCAAAAAAAAAAAAAAAGGUGAAUAAGUUGUAAUGUUACAGUGAAGAUAGAAAAUUUCCUUAAAGAGGAAGGACAGUUUUGAUUUUCUUUUUUGUUGGUGGGUAAUAUACUAUCUAGUACCCAGAGUUGGUUUUAAGAAUGUUUCCAUUAACUGUUUUUUAUUUAAAAUAAGCAUUUGAGUGAAGUGAGCAAGCAGCUCUUUUCCUCAAAAGUAACCUGUUUCUUUAUGGAAUAACACCCAGGAAUUUAUUCAGUAAAUCCCAAUGGUGACUUUGCAUAAAAGACCUUUAAAUAGGAUUAAGACCUAUAUGGUAAAGAAAAUGUUACCAAAGUCUACAAAAAUAUUUAAUUUUACACGUUCUCUUUUAUGACAGAGAACAGCACUGGUUCUGUUAUUUUGGAAAUAAAUAAAUGAUUUCUUGAUAGGUGUUUGAUAUUUCUCCCUCACUGCUGAUCCUUGGUGAGGAACCCUUCUUUAUAUUGAUGAACUAUUUUCAGAAAACUCUGAUCAGCACGUGUACAAUUAGCUUUCUAAAAUUGUACAUUCAGAAUGGAGUAGUCUAAAUGUGAGGUCUCAAAUCUGGAAAAAUAGGGAAGAAGACUGGAUUUGGGAAGCAUGGUCUGAAAUUGCUUGAAUUCUAAAGUUAUGAAGAAUAAAGAUUUCAGCUUUGGAUUACAGAACCCCAUUUAUGAUUUAAAAGUACACUUGAAAUAAAAGUGAUUAAACUGAA
Oryctolagus cuniculus (rabbit) is the source of this 2458-nucleotide messenger RNA. RefSeq names its product NUS1 dehydrodolichyl diphosphate synthase subunit (gene NUS1). Gene Ontology annotation, molecular function: ditrans,polycis-polyprenyl diphosphate synthase [(2E,6E)-farnesyl diphosphate specific] activity. Gene Ontology annotation, cellular component: endoplasmic reticulum membrane; dehydrodolichyl diphosphate synthase complex. The record is from RefSeq and is a predicted model, not a curated record. NCBI's taxonomy places the organism in Eukaryota, Metazoa, Chordata, Mammalia, Lagomorpha, Leporidae.